GGUAUAUUAUUCUGAUUCUUGUUUUUCUGCAUUGCAAAAAUUAUUUACUUUAUGAAUCACACCAAAUAAUCUGUUUUUCUUUUGUUCCUAGGCAAAUACUGUGGUCUGGGGUUGCAAAUGAACCAUUCAAUUGAAUCAAAAAGCAAUGAAAUUACAGUGCUAUUCAUGAGUGGAAUCCAUGUUUCUGGACGAGGAUUUUUGGCCUCAUAUUCGGUUGUAGAUAAACAAGAUCUAAUUACUUGUUUGGACACUGCAUCCAAUUUUUUGGAACCUGAGUUCAGUAAGUAUUGCCCACCUGGUUGUCUGCUUCCUUUUGCUGAGAUAUCUGGAACAAUUCCUCAUGGAUAUAGAGAUUCCUCACCAUUGUGCAUGGCUGGCGUGCAUGCAGGAGUAGUGUCAAAUAUUUUGGGUGGCCAAAUCAGUGUUGUAAUUAGUAAAGGUAUCCCGUACUAUGAAAGCUCUUUGGCUAACAACGUCACAUCUGUUGUGGGACACUUAUCUACAAGUCUCUUUACAUUUAAGACAAGUGGUUGUUAUGGAACACUGGGGAUGGAAUCUGGUGUGAUUGCAGAUCCUCAGAUAACAGCAUCAUCUGUACUGGAGUGGACUGACCACACAGGGCAAGAGAAUAGUUGGAAACCUGAAAAGGCCAGACUGAAAAAACCUGGACCUCCUUGGGCUGCUUUUGCCACUGAUGAAUAUCAGUGGUUACAAAUUGAUAUGAAUAAAGAAAAGAAGAUAACAGGCAUUAUAACCACUGGAUCCACCAUGGUGGAGCACAAUUACUAUGUGUCUGCCUAUAGAAUUCUGUACAGUGAUGAUGGGCAGAAAUGGACUGUGUACAGAGAACCUGGUGUGGAGCAGGAUAAGAUAUUUCAAGGAAACAAAGAUUAUCACCAGGAUGUGCGAAAUAACUUUUUGCCACCAAUUAUUGCACGUUUUAUUAGAGUGAAUCCUACCCAAUGGCAGCAGAAAAUUGCCAUGAAAAUGGAACUGCUUGGAUGUCAGUUUAUUCCUAAAGGUCGUCCUCCAAAACUUACACAAUCUCCACCUCUUCGGAAUAGCAGUGACCUCAAAAACACUACAGCCCCUCCAAAAAUAGCCAAAGGUCGUGCCCCAAAAUUUACUCAACCACUACAACCUCGCAGUCGCAAUGAAUUUCCUGCACAGACAGAGCAAACAACUGCCACUCCUGAUAUCAAAAAUACUACCGUAACUCCAAGUGUAACUAAAGAUGUAGCGUUGGCCGCAGUUCUUGUCCCUGUGUUAGUCAUGGUUCUCACUACCCUCAUUCUCGUAUUAGUGUGUGCUUGGCACUGGAGAAACAGAAAGAAAAAAACUGAAGGCACCUAUGACUUACCUUACUGGGACAGGGCAGGUUGGUGGAAAGGAAUGAAGCAGUUUCUCCCUGCGAAAUCAGUGGAACAUGAGGAAACUCCAGUUCGCUACAGUAGUAGUGAAGUUAAUCACUUGAGUCCGAGGGAAGUCACCACAGUGCCGCAGACCGACUCUGCAGAGUAUGCACAGCCUCUUGUGGGAGGAAUUGUUGGUACACUUCAUCAGAGAUCUACCUUUAAACCAGAAGGAGGGAAAGAAGCAGGCUAUGAAGACCUAGAUCCUUACAACUCGCCAGUGCAGGAGGUUUAUCAUGCUUACGCUGAACCACUUCCAGUUACUGGGCCCGAGUAUGCAACCCCAAUCGUCAUGGACAUGUCAGCUUCAGUUGGUCUGCCCUCCACAUCUACUUUCAAAGCUGCGGGGAACCAACCUCCCCCAUUAGUGGGAACUUACAAUACACUUCUCUCCAGGACGGACAGCUGCUCCUCAGCUCAGGCCCAGUAUGACACCCCAAAAGGUGGGAAGCCAGGACCUAGUGCCCCAGAUGAAUUGGUGUACCAGGUGCCACAGAGCAUGCAAGAAGUAUCAGGAGCAGGAAGGGAUGGAGAAUGUGAUGUUUUUAAAGAAAUCCUUUGAAGGUGAUGCUGCUUUUUACAAAGCAUCGUUUUAAAGCACAUGGCCUUUUUUUUUUUUUUUUUUUAAUUAUUAGUGGUAGUAAUAUAUAGAAUGUAUUAUAUAUCUGUCACUGAGGUGGUUGGGGAAAAUGUGGUGACCAAGGUACAGGAAACUACUAAUCUUGCCAUCUUGCUUUAAAGGUGUUACCGUGGAACAGUUACAGCUUGCCUGUUAAAUUUCAAACAUCCUGUUUGUUACUACUGUAAAACACUAUUUUUAAUACAGAAAACAGUCCCUUUAAUGCACUUCAAAGAUUAAAAAUCACUGAGAGUAUUUAUUACCAAUGCUGCAGGUACUUUAAUGAAGUCAAGAAAUGGCUCUGUAAGCCUGACUGGCAAUAAUGCAUGGUACUGUUCUUGAAAUAUCUAAUGGCUUGAAAUACUACUCUUUGUGAAAGGUGGGUACUAUUAUGAUUUCUUCCUCUUCUAUUCCUAUAUUGCUUUCUGGAUUUCCUUUUUUUUUUUAAAGUGAUAUAAGCAUUGUUUUGAUUGCAGCCAUAUACACUCCUUAGGAAGACCUAAAGCUGGGAAACUGUGACUUGUAGUGAGCAGGAUGAUUGACUUUUUUCACUGUUGACACUCUUAAGAGCUUUGACACUUCAUGGUACGUGACCAGUGACCUGGUCUCUUCCCUGAGCUCCUUGGUGACUAGCCCCAUUCUUGUGUUUAUGUUCGUUUGGACUUUUUUCAGUGGAUGAUGCUUGCUGUAUCAGUCUCAUGGAUUCAGAUCCUCUGAGGUCUUUAAGUAUACUUCUCUAUGUGGAAACAGAACAACUUUACAAUUUAGAAAAACUGUAUAGGAGACUCUCCCCCAUAUCCCAACUUUAUUUGCAAAGACUUUUCCAAGGAGAGUUGUGAAAAGUUGAGGGCUUUUAAGUGUACUCUGUAAACAUGACCCACGUAUAUUUAUCACAGUGAAAGGCACAAUAAUUCAUUCAUAAGUAAUAUAAAUUGCCUUAAAAAACAAAAUAAUCAGAAUUUGUUCUCCUUGGUUUUACAUACACACAUACACAAACACAUGAAUU
Molecule: messenger RNA, 3037 nt
Organism: Galeopterus variegatus (Sunda flying lemur)
Lineage: Eukaryota; Metazoa; Chordata; Mammalia; Dermoptera; Cynocephalidae
Gene: DCBLD2
Product: discoidin, CUB and LCCL domain containing 2
Exons: 14
Coding region: 118-1974 (618 amino acids)
Source: RefSeq, a predicted model, not a curated record